Messenger RNA from Thamnophis sirtalis, 572 nucleotides. RefSeq names its product vesicle associated membrane protein 5 (gene VAMP5). Gene Ontology annotation, cellular component: plasma membrane. Gene Ontology annotation, biological process: Golgi to plasma membrane protein transport. The record is from RefSeq and is a predicted model, not a curated record. Lineage: Eukaryota; Metazoa; Chordata; Lepidosauria; Squamata; Natricidae.
CCAGAGGACGCUGCUCGGACUGCUCCCGGAGGACCCGGCCCGAGUGGAGGCGCCGCCGCUGCACCUCCCAGCGCCGGCCAUGAGUGAGAACCAGCUGCAGCAAUGCCAGCAGGCGGCUGAGGAGGUGACAGAAAUCAUGCUAGAGAACUACACCAGGGUACUGGACCGUGAGGGCAAGCUUAGCGAGCUGGAUGACAGGGCUGAUGAGCUUCUUAAACAGAGUUGUACUUUCACCAGGACAACUAAGACUCUGGCCCAGAAGAAACGCUGGGAGAACGUGAAGUUCAAGAUCAUCCUGGUGGCAGUGGUUGUGGGGGUUAUCCUGCUCAUCGUCUCAGCCAUCCUCUACUUCACUCUCUCUGGAUCUGGGAACCAGGAGGCUCCAGCACAGAUCAGGGCUGGGGGUGACUGAUCUGCCCACACUCCAGAACUGCCUUAAAGGAGUUUCAGCAUUAGAGUAAUUGGGGGGGGGUGUCUCCUGGGGGGGGCAGUCUGAGUGCCUGGGAGCUGCAUUGCCGCCUCAAACGCCCCAGCUGCUCCGCUUCUUUGACUGGGGAAGCCCCCCUGCCUGC